UUUUGUUGGGUUGGCUUUCAUGUACUUCAGAAAAAAAAUUAUUAGUGAUUUACAAAAUCAUCCAAACAUUUUUGAAGUUGAAAAUUUUUGAAAUAUUUGUGCAUUAUGGCCGAUUUUAAAGUAAUUACAUCUGAUUUUGUAAAAUUACACAUAAGCACAUCUAAGGAUGAUGUAUCCUUCAACGAAAAACGAUUUCCAAAGGACAUAACCAUAUCAGACCUAAAGGCAAAACUUGAAUUAAUAACAGGGGGCAAUUGCAACACGAUGCAAAUUGAAGCUUAUAACAAGGAUAAUAAACACAUUUGUUCACUUUCAAAUAAUGAAGCUUUGCUUGGUUCUUACCCUUUAGAUGAUGGAAUGAGACUACACGUGGUUGACCAGUUUAAUAUACGUAAUGAGCUUGAUUUUGGAGACGUGCCUAAGUAUGAAUUACCUGAGGAGGAAUAUAACAAAAAGUCAGAUUCUGUCAAGGCAUUUUUAAUGAAAAAUAAAAUGGGUCAAUAUAAUGAGGAGAAUAUCAAAAAGAAAGAAAAGCAAAUGUCUGAAGAAAAGCAAUUGGCAGAAAACACUCCAAUUGGUUCUAGAUGCAAAGUUACUGUAGCUAAUGCUCCUUGUAGACUUGGGACCGUAAUGUACACAGGGCCUGUUGAAACCUUACCUGGAUAUUGGAUUGGAGUCAAGUACGAUGAACCUUUGGUAACAAGUUUUACUACAGAUUUAAAGGCAAGAAAUAUUUUGAAUGUGCAAAUAAUUAUGGUGCUUUUGUUAAACCACACAAUGUGGAGUGUGGAGACUUCCCCGUAGAGGACUAUGACUUGAAUGAAGAAAUAUGAUUGGUAACAAGCAUUCCAGUUUACUUUGUGUAAUUAAUUUAUUGAUAUUAAAUCAGAAAUUAUUUUAAUCAGUA
Molecule: messenger RNA, 907 nt
Organism: Tribolium madens (black flour beetle)
Lineage: Eukaryota; Metazoa; Arthropoda; Insecta; Coleoptera; Tenebrionidae
Gene: TBCB
Product: tubulin-folding cofactor B-like
Exons: 4
Coding region: 106-804 (232 amino acids)
Biological process (GO): tubulin complex assembly; cytoplasmic microtubule organization; post-chaperonin tubulin folding pathway
Cellular component (GO): cytoplasm; microtubule plus-end; nucleus
Molecular function (GO): microtubule plus-end binding; alpha-tubulin binding
Source: RefSeq, a predicted model, not a curated record